Messenger RNA from Thamnophis sirtalis, 1570 nucleotides. Lineage: Eukaryota; Metazoa; Chordata; Lepidosauria; Squamata; Natricidae. The record is from RefSeq and is a predicted model, not a curated record.
AUACCUUGGGCCAGGAGACAUGGACAGCAGCAGCUUCAUCCAGUUCGACGUUCCCGAGUACAGCAGCAGCGUCCUGAGCCAGCUGAACGAACUCCGCCUGCAGGGCAAGCUUUGUGACAUCGUCGUGCACAUCCAGGGCCAGCCCUUCCGAGCUCACAAAGCCGUCCUUGCCGCCAGCUCUCCCUACUUCCGCGACCAUUCGGCGUUGAACACCAUGAGCGGCUUGUCAAUCUCCGUCAUUAAAAACCCCGCCGUCUUCGAGCAGCUGCUUUCUUUUUGCUACACUGGAAGGAUGUCUCUGCAGCUGAAGGAUGUGGUCAGCUUCCUCACUGCAGCCAGCUUCCUCCAGAUGCAAUGCGUCAUCGACAAGUGCACCCAGAUCCUGGAAAGCAUCCAUUCAAAAAUCAGCGUCGGGGAAGUCGACUCGGUGACAAUCGGCGGCGAAGACCCCCUGGAGAACCACAAUGGCCUGAAGGAGAGCGGCUACUUCGCCAACCCCAUUGAGAUUUCCCCUCCUCCCUACUGCGUUCAGGGCCGCCCGCCGACUUCAGGGAACGAUCUCCGAAUGGAAACGACGCCGACCAACGCGCUCCGCGGCCGCUUGCAAGAAGAAGGCCACUCGGACCGGGGUAGCAGCGGUAGCGUUUCGGAGUACGAGAUUCAAGUCGAAGGAGACCCCGAGCAAGCGGAGCUGAUCAUUCGAGAGAGCCAGGCUGCCGAGGUGAAAGUCAAAAUGGAAAAAAAUGACCGGCCCAGCUGCUCAGAUAGCUCCUCGCUUGGUGAUGACGGAUACCACACGGAAAUGGUGGACGGAGAACAAGUGGUGGCCGUUAAUGUCGGAUCCUACGGCUCUGUCUUGCAAAACGCUUUUUCCUAUUCCCAGGGAGCCUCGCAGUCGGCUAAUGUCUCCGAAUCCUUCAGCAGCCUGAGGAGCUCCGGCAGUUCGAGGUCCAUGCUCGGCUCCUACCGAGGCCGUGGGCGCCAAAAGCGGGUCUCUGCCAGCCACUUGCACAGCGACGUUUCCAGCCUGGUGUCGGGAGCCGACAGUGAGCCAUCCGCCCAUCCAGCAGGCUACGAGAGCAGCCCGCGGGAGAGGAAUUCCAGAGGCCACUGGUAUGCCUACAGCGAACGGCUGAUCUGCAUCUACUGCGGCAAGUCCUUCAACCAGAAGGGCAGCCUCGAUCGGCACAUGAGGCUGCACAUGGGCAUCACGCCCUUUGUGUGCAAGUACUGCGGGAAGAAGUACACCCGCAAGGAUCAGCUCGAGUAUCACAUCCGCGGCCACACCGACGACAAGCCGUUCCGCUGUGAAGUCUGCGGGAAGUGUUUCCCUUUCCAAGGGACCUUGAACCAGCAUUUACGGAAGAAUCAUCCCGGUGUGGCCGAAAUCCGAAGCCGGGUGGAAUCGCCCGAAAGAACAGAAGUCUAUAUGGAACAGAGGGACGACGAUGCUUCCGCUCCCGAGACUCUGGAUUAUACCAUGGAUGUGCACACCCCCGAUUAAAAACAGCCGAGGCUGUUCCUCUCGCCACGCAGCUGGAGCAAAGCACACGUUCCUUCUUCCUUUCUU